Messenger RNA from Lucilia cuprina (Australian sheep blowfly), 3540 nucleotides. RefSeq names its product proline dehydrogenase 1, mitochondrial (gene slgA). The record is from RefSeq and is a predicted model, not a curated record. The coding region runs from base 398 to 2545 and encodes 715 amino acids. Lineage: Eukaryota; Metazoa; Arthropoda; Insecta; Diptera; Calliphoridae. The transcript is spliced from 13 exons. Gene Ontology annotation, cellular component: mitochondrion. Gene Ontology annotation, molecular function: FAD binding; proline dehydrogenase activity.
UCCUUAGUUGGUUUAGUAACGUUCUAGUUGUCAGUUGUCGUUCAGCGUUGAACGGGCGACGUGUGAUUAAAAUUCAUUCUUCCUUCUCUCGUUGUGUGUGUUUGUGUGAUAUACUCUACUGCGGUGUGAAAAUUGUUGAAAAAUUAAAUAAAUUUAAAAAGAAAUUUUGAAAAAAUAAACAGCAAAAACUGUUUUAGCCUGAAUUUAGAAUUGGUGUGCAUUAAAAAAAUUUAAUUAAACAAAGACUAAAAACUGGAAAUUAUUUGUUCCUUUACUUCAAGACAAGUAAACUCAAAUAAAACAAUACGAAAAUAUAAAAAAAAAUUAAACGAAACUAAAAAACUACAUUAAAAAAACUCAAUUUAUUAAAAACAAAACAUACUAGUGCGCGUGUGUAAUGGCGUUUUUGCGUUCCAUCUGUGCUCAACGUACAAAUUUAGUUUAUAGUUAUAGUGGCUGUAGUUCUAGCAGCUUUAGUGCUGGCAAACUUCAAUACAUUGCUUGCUCUAAAGCUUCAACAAGUUGGGCGAGCUCGAUUCGACAAUUGAGUCAUGAUUCGAAGGACAAUGCAAGUGAAUUGAAUUUACAACAAGGCUCAUCGCAUCAUUAUUCCACUCAUCAUCGCAACAAACAACUCCUAUUAGCCAAUGCUCUAUUUGCACCCCAUUUCAAUCAACAUUAUCAACGCGUCCACACAAAUGCCAGCAAAUCUCAAACUGUAACCGCCACCCAAACUAUUGCGGAUGACGAUAAAGUUUCAUCGGUUUCGAGGAAACCUCAUCGUAGGCAAGCUCCACAACCAAAUGUUCCCGAAAAUCCCCAACGUGAUCCCUUGGAUGUUAGUUUCAAUGAUCCAAUUGCGGCAUUCAAGAGCAAAACAACAUGGGAGCUAGUACGCGCCUAUCUUGUCUAUACUAUUUGUUCCAGUGAAAAGCUUGUAGAGCAUAAUAUGAAGCUAAUGAAAGUGGCAAAUACAAUACUGGGAGAUAAAUUGUUUACAGCACUUAUGAAGGCAACAUUUUAUGGACAUUUUGUUGCUGGCGAAGAUCAAAUAAAAAUUAUACCAACACUCGAAAGAUUACGCUCCUUUGGUGUUAAGCCAAUUUUAGACUAUUCCGUAGAAGAGGAUCUUUCGCAAGAGGAAGCUGAAAAACGUGAAGUCGAAUCUUCUGUCUCCAGUGCUGGUGAUGUUGAUGAAGAUGGUAGCAUGCCCCAGUAUCAUGUCGACAAGUCAUUUGCCGAUCGUCGUUAUAAGGUUAACAGUGCUAGAACUUAUUUCUACUUGAACGAAGCUACUUGUGAACGUAAUAUGGAAACAUUCAUUAAAUGUUUGGAAGCUGUUUCAGUCGAUGAUGAAAAGUAUUUCCCUCGACGCAUAGCAGAGGGCGCAACCUUUGGUACUGGUAUUACAGCUAUUAAAUUAACCGCCCUGGGUCGUCCUCAACUUUUGUUACAACUUUCUGAAGUCAUUAUGCGCACACGUAAAUAUAUGGAAGAUUUGGUUGGUGGUCAAGGCAAUGUUUUAACUCAUCACAAGACUAUUAAAGAUUUGGAAAAAUAUUAUGCCAGUUUGGGCUCUGACAAUAAAAAUGUUCAAGAAUUUCUUAAGAAUGUUACCUCCGAUAAGGAAGGUAUUUUGCAUUUGUUCCCCUGGUCUGGUAUUGUCGAUGAGGAUUCACAAUUGAGUGAUACCUUUAGAGUGCCCGAUCCUAAAACUGGUCAAAUGCGUCGUUUGAUCUCACAAAUUCCGCCCAAAGAGGAAGAAAUGUUUAGAAAUAUGAUACGUCGUCUAAAUACUAUCGUUAAGACUGCUGAAGAAUUGGAUGUCCGUAUUAUGAUUGAUGCUGAACAGACUUAUUUCCAACCUGCAAUCUCCCGCAUUACACUCGAAAUGAUGCGUAAAUACAAUAAGGACAAGGCCAUUGUAUUCAAUACAUACCAAUGCUAUUUGCGCGAAGCCUAUAGAGAGGUUAACACCGAUUUGGAACAAGCUAAACGUCAAAACUUCUAUUUCGGUGCUAAGUUGGUACGCGGCGCUUAUAUGGAACAAGAACGUGCCAGAGCCAGUGCUCUAGGUUAUUCUGAUCCUGUCAAUCCUAGUUAUGAGGCUACUACCGAAAUGUAUCACAAGACUUUAACAGAAUGUUUGAGAAGAAUUAAGAUUCUUAAAGAUAAUGGUGAAGAUGCUAAAAAAAUUGGUAUUAUGGUGGCUUCCCACAAUGAAGACACUGUACGUUAUGCCAUUGAGAAAAUGAAGGAAAUCGGUAUUUCGCCCGAAGACAAAGUUAUUUGUUUCGGUCAACUUUUGGGCAUGUGUGAUUAUAUUACUUUCCCCUUAGGUCAAGCUGGUUACUCGGCCUAUAAGUAUAUUCCCUAUGGUCCCGUACAAGAAGUGUUGCCAUAUCUCUCACGCAGAGCACAAGAAAACAAGGGUGUCCUUAAGAAAAUUCAAAAAGAAAAACGUCUUUUAGCUGCCGAAUUACGCCGACGACUGUUGCGUGGUCAAUUGUUUUACAAACCCAAGGGAAAUUAUGUACCAAUUUAAAUUGCUCCCGCUCCUUUGGCCACUCAUACACACUCACACAAACACACACCCUUUUAAAUAACACAAGAACUCAUAAAAGAAAAACAAAACACAUUUGCUUACUUACAGGCGUAACAUUUUCAAAAAAAUUAAAAUGAAAACACACAACAAUUUUGAAAUCAAUUAAACAAAAACAAUAUGUAGAUUUAAUUAUAUUUUUUCCAAAAUUAAAAAAAAAACUUUUAAAAUUUUAAACAGAAAUCAAAUACUGCUGGAUACAGUUAGCUGAAAUAUUGGCAAUAGAACGCCUUCAAAUGUUGUUUGUAUGACAAUGUGUUUUGAAAUGAAAAAAAUGAUAAAAAAUUAGAAGAAAGUAGAAUAGAUAAAGAAUCGAAUCAAAACGAAUCUAGCAUUUUCACUACUCAUUAAUUUAACAAAGAAAAGAUCUAAUUAUAAAUCGUAUGUCAUGGAUUUUUUAAAGAAAGACUAUAAGAAAAAGUGUUUCGAAAUGUUGCUGUUAAAUUGAAAAAAAACUUUUUUGUAAAAUUUAUUUUAAUUUUAACAAAAAACAAAAACUAAAUGUAAUAAUGUAAUUGUUUAAAAUUUAAAAUUUGUUUUGUUUCCGAGUCAUGUAUUGUAAUUGUAAACGUUUAUCUAUUUAUUAAGUAUACACACUCACACACCCACAUACAACCGCCUACACAGGGUUGUUAAAAAUAGUAGGGAUUUUUUUUAGUUUCAAUUCAAACUACAAACUAUAAUUUCUUUAGGUUUUCUUUUUUUCUUUUUCUUAAACAGAAAUUUUCAAAUUUUUCUUUUAUUUAAUUUAUAAAAGUAAUUUUUAAAAAUUUUUGUUUUAAUCUCUGAUUGUUUUAAAAUAGUUUGUAUUUAUCUUCGUUGUUUAUAGAAAGAGAGAAAAACAAAAAAAUAAUUUUACAUUUAUUUUUAUUCAUCUUUAAAACUUUAAUUAUUAUGUAAAUGUUUGUCUUACAUUUUCUUUAAUUUACUAUUCAGUG